Prunus armeniaca (apricot) is the source of this 924-nucleotide messenger RNA. NCBI's taxonomy places the organism in Eukaryota, Viridiplantae, Streptophyta, Magnoliopsida, Rosales, Rosaceae. The record is from the annotation of a GenBank genome assembly.
AUGAUGAAGAAAUAUGGGGAGCAUGAGAGGAGAAGAGAUGGUGGUGGUGAUGAGAAGCGGGUUGACACGAAAACGACACGAACACUGCAAAAACGACACGAAUGCCAAGUCUACUUAGAGGGUCUAGUUCAACUCCAUGCCAUCACAGAUAAAAAGAAAGGGCAGGGUCGUGCAAUGAAGCUAAUGGGUCAAAUCAUAGGCAUUCUAUACUGGGACAUCAAGGAAACUGUGGUUAUGGCUACUGGCAAACCUUUCAAAACUAAGGGAAUAAGCAAUGGGGUGGAUGUGAUAUUACAAAGUGGCCAGGUGCGACGUGGUGCUGGGUUUAGAUUGGUUGGAAACCCUCGGUCUAAUUGGUUGGCAUUUUUAAGCAAAAGAAGUACGGAAUUUAAUAUUGGGGGAGCAUGUUAUCGAUUGGAAGUCCCCCCUAAGAGAGCAGUUGAUCACUACAUCACUCUAAUAGCAGGAACAAGGCUAAUUUCAGUAAGGCCGUAUAGUUAUGCCCAGAGUCAGAAGACCGAAAUUGAAAGUCAAGUAACCGAAAUGCUGAAAGAAAGAUUGAUCAGACAGAGCACAAGUCUGGGUAUCAUCAAAUUCGAAUGGCAGAAGAUGACAUAUCCAAAACUUCAUUUCGAACUCAUGAAGGUGUAUAGUCCCAGAGUACAUGAGCAUAUUGCUUAUCUAACCACAGUCUAUGAAGUUCUGAGCAAGCAUGGGUUGAAGGUAAAGAAAGCCAAGUGUUUUUUCGAGCAAGACUCUAUCGAUUACUUGGGUCAUCACAUCUUUGCGAGGAGUGUGGAAGUCGACAACAUGAAGAUUCAAUGCAUUAUGAAUUGGCCUAAACUGACCACUGCUAAAGGAUUACGGGGUUUUUUGUGGAAUUUGCUGGCUAUUACAGGAAGUUUGUUUGUGGCUUUGGCAUAA